AACUAUUUCAUUUAUACAUUGCUACCAAUUUUUUUCGAACUGUGAACUGUUAAGUUACAGGUACUGAAACAGUUCAGAAUAGUUCAUCUAAGUGAAUAGUUCAAAUGAACUAUUCGUUCACGAACUUAACAUCUCUAAUUGAUAUAUUAAUAUUCACAUGAUGAUGUUCACAUGAUUAGUUAAAAUAUUUAUUUAUAAUUUUAUUUUUAUACUUUUUAGUUUAUUUUUAAUGACUUUAAAUGAUAAAUACAUCCUACAUCUUCACUAAGUGUUAUUCUAGUUAUUUAAAAGUACCUGUUCGUCUAGUAAAAAUGGUAAAAUAUUUAAAACAAGACGAAGCUAUUGAAAUUGAUCAAAAGUUAUUUAAUAAAUAUAAAUUUAGUGUGGAUCAAUUAAUGGAACUUGCUGGAUUAAGUUGUGCAACAGCUGUGUACAAGUGUUUUCCUCCUGAUAAUUUCAAUAAAGUUUUAGUUUUAUGUGGACCAGGUAAUAAUGGUGGCGAUGGUUUAGUAGCUGCUAGACAUAUGAAACUUUUUGGAUAUCAUCCCGAAGUAUAUUAUCCAGUUUGUACUCAUAAACCACUCUAUCUUAACCUUGUUAAUCAGUGUACCAUGUCUCAGGUGGCAGUUUCUAAUGAUUUCCCUUUUAAUAUUAAUCAGUAUGAUUUAUUAGUGGAUGCUUUAUUUGGGUUUAGUUUUAAGCCUCCAGUACGCCCAAAUUUUGUGCCAAUCAUAGACGCUUUAAAAAAUACUAACAAGCCUAUUUGUAGUAUUGAUGUUCCAAGUGGUUGGAGUGUAGAAGGUAUACCUGAAGACGGUGGCAUAAAUCCAGAACUUUUAAUAUCAUUAACUGCACCCAAAGAUUGUGCUAAAAGUUUUAAAGGAAAGUAUCAUUAUUUAGGGGGACGUUUUGUUCCUAAAGAACUAGAAGACGAAUAUCAGCUAAAUUUACCAUCUUAUCCUUGUACUGAAUGUUGUGUUAAACUAUAAAAUUUUAAUUAAAACAAAUAUUUUCACAUAUGUUUAGAAAUUCAUAAAUUAAGAUAUGUUACACAAUUUUUUGGUAAACUGUUUUAUUAGUUUUACUUUCUUAUAAUUGUAAAAAUAUAUUGAAAUUUUUAAUAAGUUAUAUAAUAAUAUUUUGUGAUCUAAAAAUAGUAAAUUAAAAUGUUUUUAUCAUUGCUUUUUAAGAUUAUAAUUUUACUUAAAAAUACAUCAUGUCAAAAGUUUUUUCUUACAACAUUUAAAAGAGAUACCAAAACCAAUACUAAUUAUUGACUUUUUGCCAUAUUUUAUAUCGGUAAAGAAAAUUUUUAAUGUAAACUUUUGUAUGCACAAAUUCUAAUUAUGCAACAUAUUGCAAAUGCCUUGUAUAAUUAUUAUCAGGUAAUGUGAUUACAAUUAAAUAUUCAGGAACCUAACAUAAAGAAACUUUA
This is a messenger RNA of Daktulosphaira vitifoliae (grape phylloxera), 1435 nucleotides long. It is a transcript of the gene Naxe, whose product is annotated as NAD(P)H-hydrate epimerase. The record is from RefSeq and is a predicted model, not a curated record. Gene Ontology annotation, cellular component: mitochondrion. Gene Ontology annotation, molecular function: NAD(P)HX epimerase activity. The coding region runs from base 240 to 989 and encodes 249 amino acids. NCBI's taxonomy places the organism in Eukaryota, Metazoa, Arthropoda, Insecta, Hemiptera, Phylloxeridae. The transcript is spliced from 2 exons.